Messenger RNA from Patiria miniata (bat star), 1159 nucleotides. Its product is annotated as BCL2/adenovirus E1B 19 kDa protein-interacting protein 3-like. The coding region runs from base 46 to 660 and encodes 204 amino acids. Gene Ontology annotation, cellular component: nucleus; mitochondrial envelope; mitochondrial outer membrane. NCBI's taxonomy places the organism in Eukaryota, Metazoa, Echinodermata, Asteroidea, Valvatida, Asterinidae. Gene Ontology annotation, biological process: mitochondrial outer membrane permeabilization; positive regulation of apoptotic process. The record is from RefSeq and is a predicted model, not a curated record. The transcript is spliced from 7 exons.
AAAAGCACGCAGUCCGGUGGUGGUGUUCAUAAAAAAUUGACACGUAUGCUAUACGCAGUCCACAAAACAACAAAAUCUACCAGAAAAAUGGCCAGUAAUUCACCAAGGAGAAACGGGGAGGAUUCUCUGAAUGAAUCAUGGGUGGUCUUCAACCAAGAGGGGGGUGACAGCAGUAAUGGGAACGGCACAAACAGACCACUAUCCAUGUACAAUGGAAACAUGGAAAAGCUGCUGAUGGAAGCCCAGAGGGAGUCACGGUCCACAUCUAGAGGGAGUUCCCAGGGAGGCAGCCCCAAGAGUCCGCACAGUCCCGUAGGCAGCGGAGCUAACAGCGGACCUGGCUCUACUUAUAGUAAUGGAUCAGACAGAUCACAGACUGCUCCAUUGCUACCAGGGACGGGCGCUGGGUUGGCCCAGGGAGCUGCCGAGUGGAUCUGGGACUGGUCAAGUCGACCUGAACCACUCCCACCAAAGGAGUUUCGUUUCAAGCAUCCUGAUCACACUAGGUUGAGCAUCCGAAAGUCUAAGGCCAUGAAGAGCAACUUCUUAUCAACUGAAGUCUUGAGUGUCUUCAUUCCAUCCCUCAUCCUAACCAACCUUCUUACUUUGGGAAUUGGCAUUUACAUCGGGUUACGUGUGAUCUCCCCAAGAUCAAGCUGAGAUGGAUGCAUGGAUUGAUGGUACCCUGUUCGAAUCCAACCAGUGCAGACACUCAUUGAAGGGACUUAUUGCCAGUAUUUUUGGACACGGCAGUGGGCUGCUUCUUUUGGGCCUUGGAUUGCCAAUUGUUUUGGAAAAAAAAAAUUAAUAAAAUCACUUGUUCUUAUCAGACUUCUUUAAAAUGGGUACAGAAGUUAUCACAAGCAUGAAAAUUGUGACAUAACAUGGUAUACGUUGAGUGGUACACUAUCACAAGCAUCCCAAGAUGAUCCCUGAAUGGACUGUUCCAUUUUCGUAGGGUGCAUAAAGGGGCAUAGAAGGGAUAUUUAUUAAGGGUUACCAUAAUUAUGGUAGCAGUAGACCUCUGAAAGUGUUUGUAACAAUUAUUGACCGUAAUGACUGGUAUGAUAACAUAAAAGGUGAUCCCUGAAUGGGCCAUUCCAUUUUUCCAAAGAGAUGAGGGCAAAUAGAAUGGUACAGGGAAUAUAGUUAUAUUGUA